Molecule: messenger RNA, 1002 nt
Organism: Fusarium poae
Lineage: Eukaryota; Fungi; Ascomycota; Sordariomycetes; Hypocreales; Nectriaceae
Exons: 2
Coding region: 1-1002 (333 amino acids)
Source: RefSeq, a predicted model, not a curated record
AUGGUAGUGACGGAAAUCAAAGACGAUUUGACCCGCCGUCGAGAGCGAGGGCGACGCUCGCAGGCAGCAUUCCGCAAACGCCAGGCCAAAUCCGUCCAGGCUCUGACAGAUCAGAAUUCUCGACUACUAAAAGGUGUCCAGCUACUUCUAGAUGAAAUCCGGGGUGAUGAAAGACCAGAGAUUCUCAGCAUCUUACGAGACUUGGCUGUGACAGCCGAUCUCAGCAUCCCAGCAACCUUGCCGUGCAACGAAUCGUCAAAAUCAAUAAGUACAUCAAUAAACAUAACUUCCCAGUGUCUCGACACUUUCGAUACAAGUCUAUUGACAAACAAUUCCUCCGACAUACCACUAUCUUGGGACAUUAUUCCGACGUCUGCCCCUCAUUAUCGUUUAGACUGCAGUGUAUGGCUGGACCCUUUGCACUACCUCCGUGUCUCAUUACCACCUCAAGAUCUUCUCCCGUAUCUUGGUACUGGUGCAGAGACCUUUGCAGGGCUUCUCUUCUGGUCCGUCAUGGAACAUAGUCAGAGUGGCUGCUCGCACCAUGAUGCUGUAUCUAUCAUUGAGACUGGCCUUGGCCACUCCGCUGCCAUACGCGAUAUCAAACCGACUUUCAUCCAAACGAUGGCGAGGGCAAGAAUAGAGUACAAGAAGACUGGUUCCAUCAGCCAAGAGCAUGCCGUGGCUGGAGAAGAUGAUCUAGGCCUGGUAUUGUGUAAGCUCGUGGAAGAUGAUUAUCGAUCGAAGGGUAAAGACCCGAAUCAAUGGUUAUCGUGUGUUGCUAUCGAGAAGAGGAUAAAGAGAGCAAUAGGCGGUUACAGGUUGAAUUUGCUGAAGUCGGCUGCUAACGGUCAGGCAAACUCGACACUUCAUGGCUUGCUAGAAGGCAUUCUGUGCAAGCUGUACGAUAGCUCGGUUUGCUUUGGGGACGGACCUCGAUGGAAUAUCAAGGUCAUAGAUCAACUAUUUGCACCGCUAAUAAUGCAGACACUUUUGGUUUGA